AUGCCAAAGAAUGGCCGUACGCAGGUGGAUGAUGAUGCAAGGAGUGUGUUAAGCGUUCAGUCUGAACGGCAAAGGAGGCACAGCAUAGCCACCUCAACGGUGCGGGACAGUGAGAGUGUUGCAGGCUCCCCAUCUGUCCCAAGCUACAUGGUUCCCACAGAAUCUGCAAGGGCUAAGUCCCGCCUCCAUGGCUCGGCAUUAAAGAAUGGUGCAGAGACACCAGAAAAAGGAGGCUCUGCUGGACCCGCGAAGAAGAGGUUAUCCUUCCAAUCUGGAAUGGCAUCUCCCCCACCGAUGAGGAGGCAUUCUGGCCCUCCUGAGGUGGAUGAUAGUGAAGAAAAUUGUUGA
This is a messenger RNA of Miscanthus lutarioriparius, 348 nucleotides long. Lineage: Eukaryota; Viridiplantae; Streptophyta; Magnoliopsida; Poales; Poaceae. The record is from the annotation of a GenBank genome assembly.